Messenger RNA from Mesorhabditis spiculigera, 1263 nucleotides. The record is from the annotation of a GenBank genome assembly. Lineage: Eukaryota; Metazoa; Nematoda; Chromadorea; Rhabditida; Rhabditidae.
AUGGAGAAUUUCAGAAGCACGUACAAGCGCGAAUUCGGGUUUGUUCUGGACACUCGUCAGGUACAGGUGGAUGAUAUACGGGUGCGUGGAAUCGGGAAAAGCGGAAUUGAGGGUGGACCACAGAGUACGAAACUGUACGAGCUAGGAAAGCUAAAAUCUGGACAUAUCGUCAAGGGCCCAGCAAUUAUUUUGGAUGCAAACAGCACGAUCGUCAUCGAGCCCGGCUGCACGGCGACGAUCACCGAGGAGGGAAAUGUCAAAAUACAAGUCGCUGAAGCUUACGAAAAAGAUUCCAGUACAAAGGUGGACCCGAUCCGUCUGUCCAUCUUCUCCAACCGGUUCAUGUCGAUCGCCGAGCAGAUGGGCAGAGUAUUGCAGCGGACAGCGAUAUCCACAAAUAUCAAGAUCAAGACUCUCGGGAUAGACGGGAUCCACGAGGGCGACGUCAUUUUGUCGAAUCACCCGAAAGCUGGCGGGAGUCACUUGCCGGAUUUGACAGUUAUAACACCGGUGUUCAUGCCAGGCAACAAAAACCCCGUGUUCUUCCUGGCCAACCGUGGUCACCACGCGGACAUUGGGGGUCUUGUCCCCGGCAGCAUGCCCCCCAACGCCACGGAGCUCCUGCAGGAGGGCGCCACGUUCGUCUCGUUCAAAAUUGUCGACCGUGGGAAUUUCCAAGAGGAGGAGCUGACAAAAAUGCUGAAUGCGCCCUCGAAAAUCAAGGGAUGUUCGGGUACUCGCCAGCUCAACGACAACAUUUCUGACUUGAAAGCACAGAUCGCGGCGAAUAACAAGGGAAUACAGCUAGUGCAGGGGCUGAUCGGGGAGUAUGGCUUAGAGGUCGUCCAAGCAUACAUGCAGCACAUACAAAAAACGGCCGAGGAGAGCGUCAGGGAGCUCUUGAAAAAGGUUGGCCAAAAAGUGCACGACGAAACCGGAAGCACCAGGCUGUCGUCGGAAGAUUUUAUGGAUGAUGGCACGAUACUGAAGCUGACGGUGGUGAUUGACAAGGAAAAGGGCGAAGCCGUAUUCGAUUUCGACGGCACGGGGCCCAGAGUGCUUGUGGUCGACGAAUGCGCCGAAUGCAGAACCUUUGCCCCCUAUGGCCUCUUCGGCGGGGAGUCGGGACGUCGUGGUCAGAAUUUGCUGCAUCGGAAGGGCCGCGUGCUGAACGUCGGCUCGAAGAUCACGAUUGAUGUGCAGGCUGGGGACGAACUGGAGCUGCUAUCCCCGGGUGGAGGCGGCUAUGGAAAAUCGGAGAAA